CAAGUCUCGCUUUUAGUCUCUUGUUCAAACGAAGGUUUUCCCAUUCUCUCUCUCUCUUUUUCUCCUUGUCUCUCUAAAUAUACACACCUUUUUUGUCUUUUGAUGCGAUUCUUUCGAGAGUUUCCAUGAUUUUUUUUUUUUCCUAAAAUUGAAGCUCUCCAGCUGAACAAGAAAAGAGAAUAGCAAUGGAUUUAUUAAUUCUUGUUUUUGUUUUAUUAGUAUCUGCUUCUUCUGCACACGAAGAUGCUUUCGUUGGCGUUAAUAUCGGUACAGAACUCUCUGACAUGCCUAGUCCAACUCAGGUGGUGGCCCUUCUCAAGGCUCAGCAGAUCCACCAUGUCAGGCUUUUUGAUACUGAUAGAGAGAUGCUUCUGGCACUUGCUAAUACUGGAAUACGUGUUAUUGUAUCUGUACCUAAUGAUCAGCUACUAGGCAUUGGGCAGUCAAAUGCCACUGCAGCCAAUUGGGUUUCUCACAACAUUCUUGCACAUGUCCCGGCCACCAACAUCACAUCCAUAGCUGUUGGAUCCGAAGUUCUUACGACCCUUCCAAAUGCUGCUUCUAUUCUUGUAUCUGCAAUGGAAUUCAUUCACUCCGCCCUUGUGGCUUCAGGCCUUGAUUCCCAAAUCAAAGUUUCCACCCCACAUUCUUCUUUAAUUAUCCAAUUUUCAUUUCCGCCCUCCCAUGCUUUCUUCAACUACUCGUGGGUCCCUGUCAUGGUCCCCUUGCUCAAAUUCUUGCAGUCUACAGGGUCAUUUUUUAUGCUUAAUGUUUAUCCGUACUACAAUUACAGACAAUCCAAUGGUAAGAUUGCACUGGAUUAUGCUCUAUUUCGUCCGCUUCCUCCUAACAAGGAAGCUGUUGAUACAAACACACUUCUGCACUAUACCAACGUGUUUGACGCAAUUGUAGAUGCAGCAUAUUUCUCUCUGUCUUCUCUAAACUUCACUAAUAUUCCUGUGGUUGUUACCGAAUCAGGUUGGCCCUCCAAGGGCGACUCUUCUGAUCCAGGUGCCACUCUUGACAAUGCUAACACUUACAACAGUAACCUUAUUAGGCAUGUCCUAAACACAACGGGAACUCCCAAACAUCCUGGGAUUGCAAUUAAUACAUACAUUUAUGAACUUUACAAUGAAGAUCUUAGGUCUGGUCCUAUUUUAGAAAAGAAUUGGGGACUUUUCGAUGCAAAUGGGGUGCCUGUUUACAGCCUACACUUGACAGGUUCUGGGACUCUGUUAUCAAAUGAUACUACAAAUCAGACCUUUUGUGUUGCGAAGGAAGGUGCUGAUCGCAAGCUAGUACAAGCAGCACUAGAUUGGGCUUGUGGACCAGGGAAAGUGGAUUGUUCUCCUUUGUUGCAGGGGAACCCAUGCUAUGAACCAGAUACUGUGGUCGCACAUGCAUCGUAUGCUUUUGAUGCUUACUAUCAUAGGAUGGCAAUGGCUGAGGGAACCUGUAACUUCAAUGGUGUGGCCACCAUCACCACUAAAGAUCCAAGUCACCGUCCCUGCAUAUUCCCAGGAAGUCAUGGACGAAAUGUCAAUUUCAUAAAUGGAACUUUACUUGCUCCUUCUUCAAAUUCUACGACGUCUGGUUGCCAUUCAGAAUACUUCUAUAGCAAUAUUUUCAUGAGCUCCUUAAUUGUACUAUGGGGUGCUGCAUUUUUGUAAAGAUUACAACUUUUUAACUUCAUCUAUAGAUUCGAAACAUAUGGAUUUCUUCUCUGUAACUUCCAACACUCCCGGUUUUGUUCCUCUGAGGAGCGCAAGGGUUUGGCAUGGUUGUACUUGAUAUUACUAGCUAUUAGUUUGGAAUGGAAUGGUUGGUUAAUUUGUACAGAGGCAUUUCGAUAGUUUGAUGUAAUUAAUUACCUUUCUGGAUAAAGCCAGUUUUGGGUAUAACAUAUUGGAUUGAAUUCUUGCACAUAUGCAUCUUGUACAUUGAAUCUCAUUUGCGUCAA
Molecule: messenger RNA, 1960 nt
Organism: Olea europaea var. sylvestris
Lineage: Eukaryota; Viridiplantae; Streptophyta; Magnoliopsida; Lamiales; Oleaceae
Product: glucan endo-1,3-beta-glucosidase 3-like
Exons: 4
Coding region: 186-1670 (494 amino acids)
Biological process (GO): carbohydrate metabolic process
Cellular component (GO): plasma membrane
Molecular function (GO): hydrolase activity, hydrolyzing O-glycosyl compounds
Source: RefSeq, a predicted model, not a curated record